Fusarium redolens is the source of this 1065-nucleotide messenger RNA. RefSeq names its product Alpha/Beta hydrolase protein. The record is from RefSeq and is a predicted model, not a curated record. The transcript has 2 exons. Lineage: Eukaryota; Fungi; Ascomycota; Sordariomycetes; Hypocreales; Nectriaceae. Gene Ontology annotation, molecular function: hydrolase activity. The coding region runs from base 1 to 1065 and encodes 354 amino acids.
AUGUGCGACUUCUCGGAAUAUGGCCCCAAAUCUGCUGAAUGGCUUGCCGUGGAAGCAAGUCUCCCGCCUCCUCCCACAUUCGCAGACAUCUAUGAAAGACAGGCCGUAGUCAAUAAAGGUCGCGAGGAGAUAUCUGCGAAUGGUAUGAAGGAGUUAGGUCACCUGGUCCGUAUGAAAGAUUACAAGAUUCCUACGAGAGACGAUUCUUUUGUAGAAGCACGAAGCUAUAGGCCUGUUGAUGCCGCUGACGAUGCUCGUCUACCUAUUUACAUCCAUCUUCACGGUGGAGGAUAUUUAUUCGGGACACUCUCAUCCGAAGAUGCCAUCUCCUCGCGAAUUGCAAUUGGUGCGAAAGUAACCGUUGUCAAUCUCAACUACCGCCACACGCCGGAUCAUAUAUAUCCUACAGCUUGGAAUGAUGUCGAAGACGCUUUCUACUGGAUACAUGAUCACAUCGAUGAGCUUCAAGGCAAGCCUGAUCAAGUCGUGAUUGGAGGGGUCAGCGCUGGUGCUCAGUUAGCAGCCGCUCUGACUUUGAGACAGAACAUCUCUGCACCAGAUAUCCGACAGUAUCCCAAGAUUGCUGGACAGAUCCUGAUGAUCCCAGCUCUGGUCCACCUUGAUCAUUAUCAGUCACAGCUUGACCAACUCACGAGUCCCUUGGCGUCUUCAUAUGUCCAGAAUGAAGAUGCACCGAUUCUUCCCAAGAAAGUCAUCGACUUCUUUACUGGACUGUUGAAGUUUCCGGUUCCUUUUCCAGAUGCUGAUGAUUUCCGAGCAAACACUGGAAACGCAUCGGCUUCUCAGGUGAAAGGCCUCCCUCCCACUGUCUUUGGAAUUGCCGGUGCCGAUCCCCUGCGGGAUGAAGGCCUUUUGUAUGGCAAAAAGCUUGCCGAGGCAGGCGUCCCCACUGAUAUUCAUGUCUUCAAAGGGUUGCCUCAUGGCUUCCGUAGGUAUGGGGAUCAGUUGACUGAGUCCAAGCGAUGGGAUAGAGUGAUGGAGGAGGGAAUUAUUUGGGCAAUCUCGAACCCUCGGCCUAGAAAGUUUGAAGUCAAGACUGCUUAG